Notothenia coriiceps (black rockcod) is the source of this 1164-nucleotide messenger RNA. RefSeq names its product histidine--tRNA ligase, cytoplasmic-like. The coding region runs from base 16 to 756 and encodes 246 amino acids. Lineage: Eukaryota; Metazoa; Chordata; Actinopteri; Perciformes; Nototheniidae. Gene Ontology annotation, cellular component: cytosol; mitochondrion. The transcript is spliced from 5 exons. The record is from RefSeq and is a predicted model, not a curated record. Gene Ontology annotation, biological process: histidyl-tRNA aminoacylation; mitochondrial translation. Gene Ontology annotation, molecular function: identical protein binding; histidine-tRNA ligase activity; RNA binding.
ACAGGGUGGGUGCUGAUGUUGCUGUUGUUUGUGUUGUCGAGGUGGGAUGGAGCUGGCAGAGCGCCUCUGCAGGAUCAGAAGAUGUCUCAGAGUAAGCAGGCCUGUGCGGGGCUGACGGACAUUAAGCUACUGUUCAGCUACCUGCAGCUGUUCCAGGUCACGGACAAGGUGGUGUUUGACCUGAGUCUGGCCCGGGGUCUGGACUAUUACACAGGGAUCAUUUACGAGGGGGUUCUGACUCAGGCAGGCAUCGCUGCUGAAGCCCAGAAUGGUUCCGGUGCAGAGGAGAGUGUGAGCGUGGGCAGCGUAGCGGGCGGGGGCCGGUAUGACGGGCUGGUGGGGAUGUUUGACCCCAAGGGCAGGAAGGUGCCAUGUGUGGGGGUCAGCAUCGGCAUCGAGAGGAUCUUCUCCAUCAUGGAGCAGAAGGCCGAGGCCUCAGCACAGAGGGUCCGCACCACAGAGGUUCAGGUGAUGGUAGUGUCUGCUCAGAAGAACCUGCUGGAGGAGAGACUCAAACUGCUCACUGAGCUCUGGAACGCUGGCAUCAAGGCAGAGGUAAUUUACAAGAAGAACCCCAAACUGCUGAGUCAGCUGCAGUACUGCGAGGACUCGGGGAUCCCCCUGGUGGCCAUCCUGGGAGAGCAGGAGCUGAAGGAUGGGGUGGUGAAGCUGCGCGCCGUGGCAACCAGAGAGGAGGCUGAUAUAUCCAGAGCAGAUCUGAUAGCUGAGAUCAAGAGGAGGACCUCUGAGGCCUAGACGUUAACCCCUGCCCCCCCCCACGCCACAUUCAAACAGACACUGCACUCUUCUACAGAUUCCUUGGCAACAUGAAACAAAGAAAGUUACCCUUAGCAAUGAUGCCAACAUGAUGUUCUUAAGGGUAACAUGCCUUCAGUGUCAGCACUGUUUAACAGGGAGCUGCUGUGAGGAACGCAUCAGUUAUUAUUAUCUACAAAGCUGCUAGAGAGCAGCUACAUUUAUUUGUACAGCUUCAUCUCUGUUCUGUUUAAGACGUGUACUUUCUCCCUGCACCAUCCCAUGCUGAAGUUAAACUCAGCUUCUAACAAAAACACUUUCAUUUGUUCCAUGGCUGUACUGCCAGGUGUCUGAAAUAAACUCAUUGCUCAGCAGCUUGUGUUCACUGACAUUCUCAGUUUAAAACAA